This is a messenger RNA of Tachysurus vachellii, 757 nucleotides long. Its product is annotated as serine-rich and transmembrane domain-containing protein 1. The record is from RefSeq and is a predicted model, not a curated record. The coding region runs from base 207 to 527 and encodes 106 amino acids. NCBI's taxonomy places the organism in Eukaryota, Metazoa, Chordata, Actinopteri, Siluriformes, Bagridae. The transcript is spliced from 2 exons. Gene Ontology annotation, cellular component: intracellular membrane-bounded organelle.
AGCUGAGGAUCGGUACAGCAGAGCAAUCUUCCUCGAUAUCCAUAAAGCCUAGAGUGUCAUCUGCCUCCUGUGUGCAUUUCUCAUUCCCACAGGAUAUGAAGCGUUUUCUACUGGAGCAGUGACUCCAAGAUAAUGGACUUUUGUGUGCAGUAGAGGACACGACUGUCAUCUGCUAAACAAAAGGCCUUUGUGAGCAUCUGUCUGGAAUGGAUGGCCAGGUGGAGGAGCUGAAUGGGACUGAGUUGGAGGGACAGAGCUUUCUGCACUUUAACCCAACAACUCUUUCCACUGGUGCUGCUGCGGCCUCAUCUAGCCGCACUGAAAGUGUCUACGUCUAUCUUUCUAUUUUCCUUAGCUUGCUGCUCUUCCUCCUCACCCUCCUUGUCAUCACCCUGCACAGGCUGAAAAACAUCAUCUCUUCCAGUUCGUCCUAUCCAGAGUACAGCAGUGAGGCAGGCAGUUCAUUCACCAACAUGGAGAUCUGCAGCCUGUCUUCACAGAGAUCAACAGUGUCAUCGUUGUCCUGAUAAUGACACACAUAACUUUAACAAAAAAUGGCAGUUAAGAUUAUAAUAAAUGCAAAUGUUUUCUAACAUUAAAUCAUUAUUUUUAUGACUUAUUGCUAUAAUGAUAGUCUUAUGUGACAGACCUUAGAAACAACCAAUAAACAUAUUUAAACCAGUAAUACAUAAAUAAAAAUAAACAAAAGCUACUGUUUGAGCAAAUAAUUUAAUUUUGGAAAAACAUUACAAUUCAA